Molecule: messenger RNA, 3227 nt
Organism: Cylicocyclus nassatus
Lineage: Eukaryota; Metazoa; Nematoda; Chromadorea; Rhabditida; Strongylidae
Source: the annotation of a GenBank genome assembly
AUGCCACUUCUGCGUGGCUCGUCGUCGCCCGAGCAGCGUUGUCAGCAUCCGACUCACAUGCCUUUGCACCUAUUCUUCUACUCACCGCUCUCACCAACAAGUUGCCUACGAGAGGACACCAGUCGUGGCUCGAGGUCCCGUCGACCAUCACUACCCGUAAUCCAGCAACAAGCUGUUCUGACCGCUAUACCGAGCACAUCGACGGCUCGAACGAUGAGCAGUGUGGGCCACACGAAGACACGACGUCCUUCUCUCGUCGAAUUCCACGAUGCGAUGCACUACCACGGCAUGGACAUUGAAGGACCAGCAUACAUGGUUGCUCACUUUCCGGACUGCGACAAUGCUUCCGAGAAGAUUCCAGUCGAGCCGGGUUUGAAGCUCUACCAAGUGUUCGAAGAGCCGUUACGCGCCCGUGGGCUCAAUGUGAACGACGUCGAGAUUUUUAUCGAACGAAGCUCGUCUGCCAUUCCCGAAAACGCUGACGUACGAUUUUUGGCCGGCAGGAGCGUGAUUGUUCGAGGACGACCAGGAAUGAGAGUGGGUCGCCACACUCGCGCCACGCUCUCGAUGGACGAGGCGGGGGCCAGCGAGCGGCCGAGCCGAAAGAUGAGCGCCGACGCCGUCAGCAGGAAGAGCUCGUUUGUUCAUUCGAGAGUGAUGCAAAAAGCGCGGCAGGAGUAUCGUGUGCAUUCAACCGAGGACGUCGACGGCAGGGGCAGUGAUAGCUCUUUGAGGGAUUCUGCAAUGGAUGAGCCUUCGUGCUCACUGGCAGCCGAUGACGGAGGCACACGUAGAGCUCGUUCAGUAACUUCCAGUCGAAUAAGCUUAUUCUUCGCUAAGGAGAAGGAAAUGCUGAACAAAUUGAACGAAAUGAAAGAAAGAACGGAACCAAUGACUAGCAUAAUUCCGGAAAUCGAAAACCAUUGGACCGAUAUAGUCAGCGACCGUGGGUCCUUAACCCGAAGACACGUAGAUCAGCAAGAAGCUAUAUGGGAAAUUGUCACUACUGAAUAUCGUUAUAUACAGGUGCUGAAAAAUAUGCAUGACUUAUCCUGCUACUUUAUCGAGCUGCAAAAGAUGGGCUACUUCAAGGAGAUCAGCGUGGCAAGGGUGUUCUUAAACUAUUCCGAACUUUUCACUGUCAAUGUGAUUUUUUGGCGCCGAGCUAUUCAACCGCUUUUGGACGCUUCAAGGCAAUCCCGGAAGCCCUUCGAUCCUGUUAUGCUGUUGAAUGGCUUCGAGGACAUCAGUGAAUGGUCCAAAUGCUAUAUUCCCUUCAACCUAGGUCACGAUGAUAGCCACACUUAUGUUCAGAAGAAACAAAAAGACAAUGAGAUGUUCCGCGAAUUUGUACAUUGGGCUGAAUCGCAGGAAUCUAUGCGACGACAAAAGCUCUGCGACACUCUGACCAGUCCUAUGCAAAGGUUGACUAGAUACAGCCUUUUGCUCAAGGCUGUACUAUCCAAUUCGACCGACGAUCGCGAGCGCCUGAUAAUCCAGACGAUGAUUGACAGAACUGAUGCGGCAACUCAGCAGCUCAACUUUGAACUGAACAAUAAUGAUUUACGAUUACAAAUGGCAGAAAUUAUGAAAAGCAUCGAUGGAUACGAUGCUGUUGAUUCCGAGGAAUUUGAGAAGUUAUUCCCAAGCCGUCGCACCACGCUGGAUCUGAUGGCACCGAUGCCACUCCUUCCCGGUCCGCCCCAGUUUCGUCGUGUUAUCCAUCGAGGUAACCUGAAGGUGCGGGAGAGCCGGCAGGGUCCAAAGGUCGAAAUGCAUUGUCUUCUGUUCACUGACAUGCUUUUACUAUGUAAAACAUCAACGAAACGAACGGACAAAGGAUUGCGGGUGGCUCGCCCUCCUAUUCAUAUAGCCCAUAUGAUUUACCAUCCAUUCAACGACGCAAGUGGAUUCUUCAUCAUUUGCAUGAAUGAAUUCGAUGCACCAUCCAGUAUUUACUUGAUGCAUACAACUGAUGAAAAAGAGACUAGGAGGUGGUUGGAAAUGAUUAACAUCACCAGCAAUGAGUUCAAAAGACUUCAAGGUAGACAAAGUGAAUUUGAUGGCCCACUCUACGACCUGAGGAAAGGACCCCCAUGGCAACAAAAUUCAUCUAGUAACUUAAAUACUGGCAUAGUACAUCGAAAGAGCAGCAGCAUGGAUUCGCAGGUGGUCGCCGCUCAUGCCCAUAUGAACCAUAUGCACCGAGCAGCCACCGUAUCCUCUACGGAACAGCUGGAUAGGAACCCCGAACGGAUCGAAUCACCAAGCCGUCUUCCACCCAUGCAUAAACUGAGCAUUGCCAGCUACCCACUAUGUGGCAGCAAAAGCAGUGUCGAUCUUCAUUUAAAUCUUGGUGCAGAGCCCUCCUCUACCUCGGCAGUAGAGCGACCGUUUCUGACACGAUCACUGUCAAAUUCUUCAGAGCCUGAGGCAGAUGGUAAAUUGUCGAGAAGUCCUUCACCUCGAAGGAAAGAGACCGCUAAAUCCGACAUUGUACCACUUCCGGAGGAACUCAACGGUAUAACAGUGACUCCUACCGCCGAGGAAGAGCUCACACAACCGCAGGGCAGACGAUUUGAGAAGCGAUACCACACAGCUGACGGCAUCGAUGUGCUGAAGCCGAAAGGAGCAGUGCUGCAAGGCGGCAUUCUCAAACGAUUCUCUUGGAAUGUAAGCUCCGCUGUUGGAGCCAGUAGUCGUAAAAUUUCUGCUAGAUUAGGAGAACAUAGCCGCAGACAUUCUCAAGCAUCAACAGCUGCGUCAUCCGAAUCGUUCGGAAGUUCGACAUCGGGAAUUUCUUCCUCAUCAUCUCAUGCCGAUCCAGAGUGCUUGAAGACGCAUAUCUCGACUAUCGCCGUAAAUGACGAAGAUGCGUCCACGACCGCUACCGUAAACAUCAGUCUCGACGUGCCAGAGGAGCGUAGCGAUACAAUCACGACGCCUUGUGCACUACAGCCGGUGCUAAUCACUCCUCCUUUGCCUAACAUCCCACCGCCACCUGCCGUCGAUCAUGUGCCGAAACAUCAGGACUUAUUGAGAUUUAUCAUGGAAAAUCACCUGGAAACCUCAGACGUGUAAUUGGAGGAAUCCAGCCACUCCUUUUUAUCUCUCUCACUCUUGCUCAGUGACAUGCCAAAGCUACAGUAUUGCUUUUAUUUGUACGCAUUGUUCUCUUUUUCGAAUGCAAUUUUGUUGCAGCUGUAUUUUCGAUAUGUUAUUCAGAU